GAUGGUCCCCGGGCUCCCUAACCCCGAACAUAGUCGUAUAUGGGCUCAAAUGCAGAACAACUAUCGAGUUCAGUCCAAUGGUGACACAAAUUCCGCUCAGAUGAACCCACAAAUGGCAGAUCUUGCUCGAAACCAGGGGCUCGGUCAUGGCCACUCACAAGGUCCCUUGGUCCAACAGAUUCAGCAGCAAUUCGGUCUUGCAAACGUCCAGCGUGUCCCUCCCCCUGCCUCGUCCUUUCAUGACCCCCAGUCCUCCAUCCCUCCAUCUUCUAUCAUACCACCUAACUUUUCCUCGAUGACUAUGAAUACCCCACAAAUGAAACCAGGCAAUCCAAACCAGGCUCUGGCUAGCCGUCCGCUGCACCUCAUGGAUCGUCCUUCCAAUCAACAAAACCAGCACCCGCCUCAGUCCAUGACACUUCAUAUGCAGCAGCAGAUGGGUGCACAGCCAGGUUCUAGUCCGCAGAAUCCCUCGGACAUGUUUUCAUCUUCCAAUAUGACUAAUGUUGAUGCAAUGCAUGGUUCUCCGCAUCUGGCGGCACAACCUCUUGGGACCCAGAUGGGUCAUCCGAAUAUGAGGGCGGCAUCGACCCAGAAGAUACCUACCCUCCCAGAACUGAUACAAAGGAGGGAGUAUCUGCAAUCAGCCAUAAAUAGCUUUGAGCAGAGUAUCCAAACCGUACUUGCGCAAACGAGAGGUUUCCCUGAUGAAGCAUGGUCGGCGAAGUUGGAAAAGAUGCGCGUUGAGCUCCACAACCGCAAGACUCUCUUCCUCAGAAUCAAUCAGGCUAUCCAACUGGCUUCAAAUUCCCCUGGCAUACUUGGAGGAAAUCUACCACAUCUAAAUACAAUGCCCUCUGCUUCUGGUCGACCAGGUGUUACGCAGGGUGGUGGAGCACCUCAACAACCCUGGCCACAGUCGUCUAGUCCCGCUCCAAAUUUCGGAAUGAGCCCUGGGGCCAGCGGUCCUUCGCAGAUUCCAACGCCAGGUCAGGCCCAUCCCAUGACUUCACAACUAUCCGGACAGGGUGGCCAGAUACAACGCCCUGGUGCUGUACCUCCACGCACUGGCCCUACUCCCCAGCAGCUUCCUACGGGCAUGCCUACUAUGAUGUCACAGAACAUGGGUCCUCAAUUCAAUCCUCAGUCCGUUGCUAAUGGCCAGACCCCGAAUAGAAUGGUCAACUUAUCGACUCUCGGCGUUUCCCCUCUUGACAAGCCUCGCUUCGAGGCUAUGUACACGUCCUUUUGCAAGAGUCAUCACGUGGAGCCCAACGUGCACGUUCUGCUACCUGAUAAUCGCUCAGUUGAUUUGCAUAACCUGCAUGUUCAGGUCUUUCGCGAAGGUGGCGCUCAGUUGGUCACUCAACGUGAUUUAUGGGCGGUCAUAGGUGGUCGCAUGGGUCUUGUACAGUUUCCAGGCACGGAUACUGAGCCAGCUAAGAGUGGCCCUGGUAUCGCACAGCAGCUCGCUCACGCAUACAAAGAGCACCUGCAGGCUUUCGAGAGUAUGCUCGUCUUCACCGUUAGAUCUCGCGCUGCACAAAAAAACAAUUUGUCACAGAAUGGCGCUCAGAACAACCCUCCUGGGAGUACCUCAGGUUCGGCUGGGGAAAUGCCAUCCUCCGUUAUGCGUGUUCCUCUCAAUCCACAAGCCAUGGCAAGUGCUGUGCGUUUCGUCCAUAUGACUGUUGGUGAGAUGCGUGCAAGUGGCUUGCCAGAACAGACGAUUGUCACGAUCGACCGGUAUCGUUCGGACAUAUUGCGUUGGCAGCAGCAGAGUCGAUUGGCGGCGACGAAGCCCAGUCAGCAAAUCGUUAAUCAUGAGGCGCCCGGUGAGCAGCCGGGUAUGUCCACCGCACACCAAGGAGCCUUCCCGAGCCAGGUGUCAACCGCUGGUCCUAGCCUGGUGGUCACGCCACAACGAGGACAGCCAUCUAUUGGGAUGCAACCCUCGCCGAUGACGGAGAUGAAGCCUGCCAAUCAGUCAGGAGCCAUUCUACCGCCAACUCAGGAGCAGAUCGCACAUGCAAUGUCUGUCAUCCAACAUACGAAACAUGUUUUCUCAUCCCGACUACAAACAAUGCAACCGCUCACAGUACCAGAUGACCAGCGAAUGGAGUACAACCAGCUACUAGAUCAGGUUCAGAGGAUGACUCGGGACCUUGACGGCAGACUGCCAAUGUACUGGAUUGUCUUGAGAUCGGAUGAUAUGAUUCGCAGGCUCGUUGCAAUUGUGUUGACGGUGGCACAUCAGAGGGCUCGUUUUCCAAUGGGGUCACCACAAGUCAUAAUCGGUCUUCAUACUCUAAAGAGCAUGUAUAACCAAGUACAAAAGGCUAACGAGGAAUUCGAACAAAGGUUUCAAAUAAUGAAAGCCGCCCUCGCAUCGCAGCAAACGGGUGGACUUAGUGGUCCUCAUAUAAAUCGAGCGCCCCCACCUCCUCCCCCGCCGCAGCCCACCCCUCCUCAAACCCUCCAACCUCCCCAGGUUGGGCCUCCUAUGAGCCGCCAUCCCUCCGUAAACCAGUCCCAGCCGCCUUCGCAUCCCCAGCCACCUUCGCAUCCACAGCCACCCCAGCCCCUGGUCAAGAAACCUCCUGUACGCGCGCCCCCAAGUCCCUCCGUCCCUGCGACCACUGUCAUACCAAGCGCAGUGCCAUCACCUACUCCACUACCUGCAACAGCUUCUACUGCCCCCACUCCUCUUGCGGCCGCUUCCCCACAAACUCCAAAGUCUCCCAAGUCUAAACCUCCACCAAAGGCGAAGACCACCCAGCGUGCUCUCAAGCAACCUAUUGCAUCUCCCUCCGAACCCCCAGCUGCGUUUACCCCUGGCGUGAAACGCCAAGCCCAAGCUGACGAGGAUGUUUCUAUUGCCGCGGGUCCCUCUACUCAGCCCGAGUCUAUUGGUGCGCCAUCUCCCAAGAAGGUGAAGACUGAAGAUUGGGAGGGAGAGCCUAGCGAGGGACUCGUGAAGAGGCACCAAGAGGUUGAAAAUAUCAAUACGGACGAGGACGCAAAUGCUUUCAUGGAUAAGAUGAAGGAGCUGGUCGCCAUGACUGCCUCGACAGACGCCGGCGUGUACGACGACAUCGCUCACACUCUUGACCGGAUUUUACAAGGCGCCGCCCAAGACCCAACACAUAUCGCAACCUCUGCUUUCGCUUCAAGCAUCAGCGGACCGCUGUCGGAACUCUCGCCUCCAGCGGCCCCUAACGAUGCGUUCUUGGAGUUCCAUGAGUUUAUUGAUUAUAGUCGUUUCACUACUCUGGAAGACGAGGAAGACUCGAAAGCUCCCACCCCCGACCUUGUACCGUCAUCCACGAACCCCAGCCCGCAGUCUAACCCGGAUGCUGAUCAGUCACAGGGUGCAUCAUCCCCCGGCAAAAUCAAGAUCGAGGAAUCAAGGGAAAGCAGCCAUCUCGAUCUCCUUCAUAUGGGGGCAUUCAAGGAGAUUGACGGCGGCGAGUCCGCCUAUUACCAGUCAUCUGAUUGGAAGUGGGAGGGUCCUAUGACCACACUUGACCAACCGUGGGCAAUUUACCAGACUUCAUGAUAGGAAUUAUAGGGGAGAAUUCUGGUUUGUUUUGUUGCUUAUUUAUGAAUCUUCUUUUCUUUUAUAUGCUGGAUAUACUCGCUCGUCCGUGAUGCCCUUCCGUUACACUGAUCAGACUUGUCAACUCUACGUCCUGUCAUCCAUACUAGUAGUAUCUUGGUUUCGUGUUUCACUCUCUGUAUUUCUUAAUGUUGUUCUGACUUGCUAUCGUAUCUUGCUCCGAAAUCAU
Suillus clintonianus is the source of this 3788-nucleotide messenger RNA. RefSeq lists its product as uncharacterized. Gene Ontology annotation, molecular function: DNA binding. NCBI's taxonomy places the organism in Eukaryota, Fungi, Basidiomycota, Agaricomycetes, Boletales, Suillaceae. The transcript is spliced from 6 exons. The annotation marks the transcript as partial. The record is from RefSeq and is a predicted model, not a curated record.